CAAAGGCCGCCCCGCCAAUGAUUUACUGCGUUCUCUCAGCACAUUUCACACUUCCUCAUAUACCUGCAUGCAUAUGCGCCUGGCUUUAUUUUGAACCGGCCGGAGUACUAAUGGUCAUAAAGGGCAGCGAGCAUCAACCGAGUGCUUCUCUCCUCUCAGUCGGUGUACAAUCGGAGUGGGGCGCGCUUGUGCCACCGAGGGUCUCCAGCAACAACAUGCCGAGCACCACCGAGGAGAUGCCGCAAGUCGACGGGGACAGGACGCACCCUGCCCCGAAGGCAGACGGCCGCACCAGCCGGUUCACUCCAGAGUUCGAAGGCGGUGAUAGACCGGCCUCCGGAGCGAGCCCGGCGCGGGACCCGUCAACCUCGGGCCUGCACCCCGACCUACCGCGAACACCCUCGCCCGUCAACGGCGACCUUCCCGGGAAGGAAGGCCUGGAAGAUAGAAUGGCUGACUCUAAAGACCUCCUGGGCGAUUCCUUGAGCGACAAGAACAGUCCCAAGAAACCUAGCUCCGAAAAUUCGGACGGAGACGCUGGAAAUGUGAGGCGGUACAGGACGGCUUUCACCCGGGAACAGCUCGCGCGGCUGGAGAAGGAGUUCUAUCGGGAAAACUACGUCUCCCGUCCGAGGAGAUGUGAGCUGGCCGCGCAGCUCAACCUACCGGAGACAACAAUCAAGGUGUGGUUCCAGAACCGACGGAUGAAAGACAAGCGGCAGCGAUUGGCUCUGACCUGGCCUCAUCCCGCAGAUCCCAACUUCUGCGCGUACAUGAUGGGGCACGCAGGCGCACUGGGAUACCCCUACCCCGGCACCAUGUUACCGCACUACUACCCCAACAUGUCGGCCUUCGCCCCUGGAGCGACCCCUUACCCCUCCCCCCUCAGAGCGCCCGACGCCUUCCGCUCCCUCACACAUCCGUACUUCAGGGUACCAAGCACCGCCCGGGACUUAUUGUACGGUACCCCACCGAGACCCCCCGCACUGUACGGAACCCCCUCCUCCUCUUGCAACUGCCAGUACGGAUGUUACGGCACGCAAUGCACGCCGGGAGCCGGGAGGACCCCGGAUUUUCUGACGCCGUGUCCCACAAGAGUCAGCACCAGCGAUUCGCCCAUCUUCUCACCAUUCUCACACUUCUCUAAACCCGAACCCGCCGCAGCCAGUACAGAAGUAGCCCCAACGCUCACCAGAUAACUUCGGCACUCACACAAACGGUAAUUUUCCCGCUUGGGGCAAACUUGUCAUUUCGAAUGUAAUUUUACCGACUUCAAAGAACGGGAAACAGUGCACAGAGACAACUACUUAAUGGUAAUAACUACCUGCCACACCACAUGAAAUUUGCGCUGUCACAAUUUCUGCAAAAUUACCGUUCACACACAAACGACUUUUUCUCUGUUACAGUCUUAUUAUUAGGUAUUUAUGGAUGUCAUAAGGAGAAAUAGAGUGGUCGGUAGUGGCUGUUAAACCGCACUUAGAGGUUGUCAUCUACAAUGCUGUCUAUUGUACAAUCACACUGUUAUAGCGCCAAGACUUUUCUACUUUACUUGGAACAAAAUUUAUUGAUCAGAGUUCUAUAUGUAUGGAGAGAAGGCAUGGAUCGUUCGUUGUAAUACAGACGUAUAAUGUGUAGUAUAUAUAUAUAUAAAUAUAUAGAUACGCAAGGAUAUUUGAAUAGACUUGUACAAAUUUGUAUACUCUUGCACCGGACGAAAAGAGAUGUUAAUUCUUCUUACGAAUACGAUGGUAUUUUCUUUUGCACGAGAUCUAAAAUGUAUUUUAGUAUCUUUUACGUUUUGUUAUAUAUAUUGUGUGUUUGGCCAUGUACAUGGUCAAAGAUAGUGUAUCAUUGUACCAGAAUUUAGCUGUGUAAAUGUAUAUAUUAGUACAGUUUCUGAGGCCCUAAUUCCGUCAAUUCAUUUAUGGCCAUUUUGUACACGCCAUUCGUCGCGUAAUUGUAUGACACUGGUGACUACACCCGCCAAAACUGCGGAAACUGGAACAUGUCAUUGUAUCAUCACAACUUAUCGUGUUUGAAAAGUGGAAAAAUCUACGCCCAAGGCACCGUCUGUUCUUCUCUACACCGUUUUGUUACAACCCGUAUCCAUAUCGCUGCGCAGUCAGAAACAACCACUAACGUUUGCACCUGAACAUGAAACCUUUACUCAAAUUCCACACAAUUUCUUUCACAAUCGUCGGCGGCCUUGUUGUUUUUCCACCACAAUGAUACGAUUGGUGGAAUGAUUGUACCACUUAUGUAGAUAAACCAAUAAAAAGUUAACUAGGGGAGCUACCAGUAGCUAGUUAAGUUUCUUUGUAAGCGUCUACAGCGUUCUAUUCCGCAACGGUUGUCUAUUUAUUUAUUUAUCCUAAGUAAAUAGUCGUUACAUGUUUUCCGCUUGGAUUCCGCAUCUUGAUAUAAAUAUUUGUGAAGGAUGAG
This is a messenger RNA of Branchiostoma floridae (Florida lancelet), 2442 nucleotides long. RefSeq names its product homeobox even-skipped homolog protein 2-like. Gene Ontology annotation, cellular component: nucleus. Gene Ontology annotation, molecular function: RNA polymerase II cis-regulatory region sequence-specific DNA binding; DNA-binding transcription factor activity, RNA polymerase II-specific. The transcript is spliced from 3 exons. Bases 18 to 1199 code for a protein of 393 amino acids. The record is from RefSeq and is a predicted model, not a curated record. Gene Ontology annotation, biological process: regulation of transcription by RNA polymerase II. Lineage: Eukaryota; Metazoa; Chordata; Leptocardii; Amphioxiformes; Branchiostomatidae.